AUGAGACCAAAUCCAAAUAAUUUCCUUGACUGCUUCUUCCGGAUACCCAUCCCCAGUACAAUUGAGCACAGUGUCUUAAGCUAUACACCGUGGCAGACGGCUCGUCAUUGUCACCUGGCACUUACUCGAGCAGCACUGACUAUCCGCGCCACACAACUCACCAUUAUUGAUGCACAUAAUAUCCCCAGUGAAAUCUUCCGGCAAUCUGCAGAUAUUCCUCGCCCCUCCCACGGUGACCUCAUUGCAGACAAGUGGACGAUCACAGUCAUUGUUGUUAGUGCAAGACACACCAUAAAACCUAUCCAUCUUAUCGAGGCACUGCAUUUGAUCUCGAUUGUACAAGCCAUGCCGACAGACCAGUCCCGGAUUGCAUUGGGAAUCAUCCAUACACUUAGCACCGAAUUGGCCCUCUGGCUUCGCACACAUGAGAUGACACAUGCCGGAGAGGCAGGAAUCGGGGUCUGCAUUGCAGAACCAUUGGAGAGAGGGGCAAACGCGGAGAUUGUUGGGUCCGCAUGCCAUGUCUCCUAUAGCUUUGUUGACGGCUUCUUGGUUCUCGCCGAGGAGGAGGUCGUUUGUGAGUCCGUUGAUGUAGACAUCUAG
This is a messenger RNA of Penicillium subrubescens, 603 nucleotides long. RefSeq lists its product as uncharacterized. NCBI's taxonomy places the organism in Eukaryota, Fungi, Ascomycota, Eurotiomycetes, Eurotiales, Aspergillaceae. The coding region runs from base 1 to 603 and encodes 200 amino acids. The transcript is spliced from 2 exons. The record is from RefSeq and is a predicted model, not a curated record.